Messenger RNA from Astrephomene gubernaculifera, 6033 nucleotides. Lineage: Eukaryota; Viridiplantae; Chlorophyta; Chlorophyceae; Chlamydomonadales; Astrephomenaceae. The record is from the annotation of a GenBank genome assembly.
GCCCGCCCCGCCUCCCCCGCCCCCCGCCUUCGAGGUGCUGUCCGUGUCCCCCGGCCUGCUGCCGCUGGCGGGCGGCACCCUCACUGUGGCGGGCCGCUUCGAGGUGUGGCCGUCGGAGGAGCUGGUGAGCUUCACCUGCGUGUUCGCCCUGACGGAUGCCUCCGCAGGCAGCAGGGCGGUGACCUCCAACUACACGGUAAGUGUGGGCUAAUCCUGAAUUACCGAAAGCUUAAAAAGCCGACUGCACCGUUCGGUAGCGUCUAUUAUUUCCGAAGUUGGUUUCGGGCCACAAGGCGACUUAACAUACAGCACCUGACUGCACACGCCCUUGCCCGGGUUCCUCUCUUCCUCCCUGCAUUUCCUCCUCCCCUCUGCUUGUUCCUUCCGCAGGCGGAGCGCCCCUCCGCGUCCGCCCUCCUCUGCCCCGCCCCAGUGGCUCGCAGUUCCGCCGCCUACCUGCAGCUCAGCAUCGCCCGCAGCCCCGCGCGACCCGGCAUGGAGGGCCUGCGGGAGGUGGUGGCUUACCCGGAGGUCAUCCGGUAUUACGCACCCUGCCCCGCCGACUGCCAUGGCCACGGCAGCUGCCGACUGGGCGUGUGCAGCUGCAGCGACGGAUGGGCCGGGGAGGACUGCAGCACACCGGCGCCCAUCUUCGCCAUCACCAGUCUUCAAGGCGGCCCCAGCCAAGCAGGCCAGCAGGUGCUGCUUGAGGGCGCCUCCUGGACCGCCCAGCCCCUCCUCGCCAACUCCACCGCCGCCACCUGGCUCCUCUCUACCAGCCUAGCAGGCCUGGUCAUCAACUCGACAACCGGACGCAUAAGCUGGCCGGCUGCGGUCGCCCCCGACACCUCCGCAUCGCCCCGCCUGGUCACCCUCACCGCGGUGUCGUACGCCGGAAAGGUGGCGACCUACAGUUUCUACGUCUCCGUCGUACCGUCUUACGGCAUCAGGGAGCUGAGGCUGCCGGGCGGCUCGAGGGCGGCUCCAGGCAGCCGGAUCGCCAUCCUGGGCCGUCUGGGCUGGAGCCAGGCGGCGAUUGCUGCAGGAACAGAUGCCAGCAGCCCGCUCCCCUCCCUGCCGGUGCUGGUGCUGGUGCGCCAGACCUCCCAGCUGGGCUCCUCCUCCUCCUCUUCCUCCUCCAGCAGUGGCUUCCAGGUGCUGCGGACCAACAGCAGCUCGGCUGGCGGCGCAUUCACGCUGGAGCUGCAAGUGCCGCAGAGCAGCAUGGGCUCCUUCGAUAUCUUCGCGCUGCACCCCGCCGCCACCCUGGACGACACCGCCCCCUCGCCCUCCCCCGCGGACGACCUGCCCCUCUUCCAGCGCCGCACGCAUCUGUCCGUGCCCUUCGUCGCCGCCGCCAUCAACCGGGACGCGGGCAACACCAGCAGCCAGCUGGACCCGCGGUUCGCCCAGCCCACCCUGUCGCUGGGCCCAGGCAGCAGUGCGCAGCUGGGGGAGUUUGCGCGCCUAGUGGGCUCGCUCGAGGACCUGACCUCCCUGGCCGUCACUGUGCGCACCCGCUUGGUUUCCUUCUCCGGACCUCCGCCCAGCCUCACAGCCAACGCCAGCCUCGCAGCACCUCCCGCGCCCCUCUGCACCUCCAACUCGUCCUCCAACUCCUCCAGCCCGGCCAUCUGCCAGGGUGUGCAGGACGCCACCGCCAGCUCGGCCCCCGGCAGUGCGGCGCUGCAGCUGCAGGUGGCGUCGGCGCUGGUGCCGGGUUCCGGAGCGGCGGAGCUGGAGCUUGUGUUCACCCUGCGCGGCGGAGCAAGCAACGCCACCGCCACCCUGCUGCUGCGGGUGCUGGUGGACUCGGCGCGGGUGGAGCUGGCGGCCGACCCGGCGGGUCGCUUGUCCGUGGUGCUGCCGCCCGGUGGAGCCAGCAGCGUGCACCUCACCGUCACCAACAACGGCAACAUCGCGUCAGGGCCCUUGGUGCUGCCCCCCACACCUGCCGGCGGCUCCUGGCUCAGACCAACCACCCCCAUGCCCCUGGCCUCGCUCGAGCCCGGCGCCUCUGCCUCCCUGGAGUUCUGGAUCACCGUUCCUUCGGGCGCCCGCCUGAGUGAUAUCUACUCCGUCAGCACCACACUCUACAACAGUGUGACCCACGGGUCAGUGUCGCUGGACUUUGAGCUGGCAGUCGCCUCGGAGCCGCUGGGCGACCUGGAGGUGACGGUUGUGGACGAGUACACCACCUACGACCCCGCGCAGCCCCGGGUGGCUGGGGCGCGGCUGGUGGUGUGGUCGCAGGACGGCAGCACCGUGAUUGCCAGCGGCACGACGGACGACAACGGCACCUUCACCUUCCCCAACCUCACUGCGGGCUACACAUACGCGGUGGACGCCUUCGCCGCCAACCACACCUCCGCCCGCCGCACCGUCGCCAUUACAGGCGGCGCUCGCAGUCUGCGCAUCUUCCUGUCCCGCAGCGCCGUGCGCGCCUCCUUCGCCGUGGUGCCCACCACCUUCCAGGAGGUGGUCGACAUCGUGGUCAACGUGGAGUACCUCACCUUCGUGCCCAUGCCGGUGGUGCGCUUGGAGCCGGCACUGCUCUACGUGGAGGACAUGCUGGAGUCGCGCACGCAACAGCUGCGCAUCAUCAACACGGGCCUGGCAGCAGCGAUCAACGCGCGCAUCAAAGUUCCCGUAGACAGCCCGUACUACACGUUGGGGCUGCUGGGCGCUCGCUGGCUGCAGCAAGAGAACACCACCCUGCAGGAGCCGGCGGAUGUGAUGGUGUCGGACACAGACGACUUCACCUCCUCCUCCUCCCGCACCUCCUCCUCCUCCGCCCUCAGCCUGACCAGCGGCACCCUGUACGUGCUGCUGGGCCGCAUGCCCGCCAUGAGCGAGCUCGUGGUGGAGCUGAGCGUGGCAGCCAAGCAGCUGGGCAACAACAGCAGCAGCACCAACAGCACCGCCGCCACCAGCACCACCACUGGGGCGCAUCGGAGGGCGCUGCAGCAGAGCGGAUCCAGCAUAUGCGGCUGGGCGGCGCAAAUCGGCCUGGUGUGGUCGGACCCCUGCGACCCGGAGAGGGACCGCAGCAGCUCAACCACCAUCAUCAGCAGGGGCUUCCACCCUGAGUGCGCCUGCACCAACUGCGACUCCGAGGUCAGCAGCAGCAGCAGCAGCAGCAGCUUCGUUGAUACGCUGGUGGUGUACAGCGGCAGCGCAACCAGCGCUAGCGGCGGUCCAUUGGAGCUGAACCUGUGCGACCAGUGCGCCACCGACUGGUUCGCUGCGGGCGUGUGUCUGGCCAAGGACAUCAUCGCCCCCUGGAGCAAGCACUCGGCCGACAUCAUCGGCAUCAUCCGUCGUAUAUACGCCCUGGAGAAUCAGGCCUCCGUCUCCCGGCGGCGCUCACUGCUGGCUGACGGCGCGGCGCUGCAGGGCGACGCCGAGCUGCCCCGGGCCCUGCUGCCCGGACAGCAGCAUCAGCAGCACUCCGCCCUCCUGGCCACCCGGAGGUCACUGCAGUCCAGCAUUGGGGGAAGCAGCGGAUUGUCGGGUCCGUCUUCCAUCAUCGUGGACAUCAUUAAGGACAAUACUGUGGACCGCAUCCCCGACGUGGGCUGCUUGCUGGACUCGCUGCCGGACUGCCUGGGGCUAUUGGACUACCUCAAUGCCACGGUCGGCGAUGCACUGGCGACUCUGGAUGGCGCCAUGACCGGGCACCACAGGCGAAGCCUGCUGUCAGGCGGCCCCGCGUGGCCGUCCCCCACCGCCCCCACCCUGCAGCCACUGCAGCCCGCCCUCGUCAUCCCACUGGACGUCUCCCUCUCGCCGCCGCCCCCGAUCGCAGUUGAGGUGCAGCCCAGCAACGCCUCCGCCACCACCGACCGGCAGCGGCGGCUGCAGAGCUCCUCCGGUGGCUCGCUGUAUGUGCCGCCAGAGGACCGACAGAGCCACAUCAUGGAGAGCCCCGCAGGUCAGGACAUCCUCCGCUGGGCGGCUGCCAUCAUCAACCUGCAUGCGGCGGGCGCCGAGAUGUGGGGCCUGGAGCACUACAUGGAGUGGAUGAACCCGCAGUUCCCCGCCGACGUGGAGGCCCAGUGGCGCACCGCCUGGGAGGCCGCCACCUCGGACACCUCCCCCUCGGGCGCCCUGGUGGACUGGACGGCGGAGGCACCGCAGCUGCUCAGCGAGCAGUUCGCCCCGCUGGUCAACGUGACCGCCCGGCAGGCGCUCAUCGAGCGCUGGAAUGCCACCUUUUUGCAGCAGCCCGGCAGCUCGGCGCCGGCCAUCAACCUGGAGCGGGUGGACCGCGCGCAGCAGAGCUACCUGGCCGACACGUUGGCCGCGCUGGAGCAGGGAUACGCCAGUGUGUUUGAUGCCCUCGACCAGAGCAUCAGCACCCUCAUCGCGCCCUACGUGGCCGGUACCGCGGGUGGUGGCGCCACGUGCGCACGUGUGGUGGUGCAGCUGAGCCAGCAGCUGGUGCUGACGCGGCAGGCGUUCGAGGCCUCCCUGCAGCUGGACAACAGCGGCGGCGCCAGCAGCCUGAGCAACGUGACGGUGCAGCUGACGGCCUGGGUGAAGGACACCGGGGAGGCGGCCGGGAACGCAUUUGCGGUGGGGCUGCCGACUGUUGAGGGCAUGACCACCGACGCGAGCGGCCUGGUGCUCCCCGCUGGCGGUGUGAGCAGCAUGCGGUGGCUGCUGGUGCCGCGGGAGGCCGCAGCGCUGCAGGCGGACACAUGGUACUACGUCGGAGGCCAGGUCACUUACAUCCCGGGUCCCGGUCUGCCCGCCGAGGUGCUGCCGCUGGAGCCGGCUGACGUGCGUGUGUCGCCCGAGGGCCGGCUGGAGGUGCGCUACUACAUCGAGAAGGACGUGCAGGGCGACAACCCCUUCACCCCCGCCGUGGAGCCCAGUGUGCCCGCCGCACUGGUCACCCUGCUGCACAAUGUGGGCAGCGGGGUGGCGCGGGGGGUGGCCAUGCAGUCGCUGCAGCCCAAGAUUGUGGAGAACGACAAGGGCCUCAUGAUCAGCUUCAACAUCGUCAACGUCACCGUUAAUGGCCGGCCGGCACCAGCUGCUCUCCAGGCGUCAGUGGGCGACAUGCAGCCGGGCAGCACGUCCAUGGUGCAGUGGUGGAUCACCGCAUCGCUGCAGGGUACCUUCUCCGGCAUCAACGCCACCUUCAGCAGCCGCAACCCGCUCAACGACCCCACCCUCAGCACCGUCACCAACGUCACGCUGUACGACCUGCUGCACCUCGUGCACCUGGGCGGCGCCGCUGACGAUGGCCUGCCCGACAUGCUGGUGUCCGCCCAAUCGGGCUCCACCAUCCCCGCCGCCAUCCACAGCAGCCGCGACGGCGCUAUCCUGCCGGUCUCCGUGGUGCCCUCCGCCGCCCUCACCAACAUCUCCACCGGCGGCCCCAGCGGCGCCCUCACCCUCACCAUCCGGGUGGACGGAACGCAGCUGACGGCGCCGCCUGUGUCGGCUGGUGGCAGCACUGGCAGCGGGUGGCAGUACCUGCGGAUCAGCAGCCCUCCGGCCCUGCAGCCCAGCAGUGACUGGGUGCUGCGGACCGCCACGGCCACAUCAGCGGCCAGCGCCAUCGUGGGCACUGCUGACAGCAAUUCAAUCGUGGAUCUGAGCUUGCCGUACAACGCAUGGGCUUCCUAUCAGGUGUACGGCUCUCAGACAGCGGUGCAGGACUACGUCCACGUGCUGUACAAUGGGUACAGCCUGACACAAGAUACUGUGCUGACCCUCGCUUUUGAGCUUACCAGCAAGCCGCCACCGCCCGCAGCUCCCAGUCCCCCACCGUCUCCUGGCCCGGCCCCGCCUCAAGCGCCACCACCCAGCCCGCUGCCACCCCCACCAUCCAGCCCGCUACCGCCCCCGCCGUCCAGCCCGCUGCCGCCCCCACCCUCCUAUCCGCUGCCGCCACCACCCUCCAGCCCGCUGCCGCCCCCGCCAUCCAGCCCGCGGCCUCCUCCGCCGUCCAGCCCGCUGCCGCCACCACCCUCCUACCCACUGCCGCCCCCACCCUCCAGCCCGAUGCCGCCCCCACCC